This is a messenger RNA of Fragaria vesca subsp. vesca, 1481 nucleotides long. RefSeq lists its product as uncharacterized. NCBI's taxonomy places the organism in Eukaryota, Viridiplantae, Streptophyta, Magnoliopsida, Rosales, Rosaceae. The record is from RefSeq and is a predicted model, not a curated record. The transcript is spliced from 3 exons. The coding region runs from base 406 to 1311 and encodes 301 amino acids.
UGCUUCAUGUCAUUUGUAAUGCCCAAGUUGGUCUAAGGCCUCAGUUUUCUUCUCGUAGUUAUUCCAUCAAUUUAAACAGUUUCAGAUACCCAAUUUGCUCUCUACUCCUAGCUUGUGUUUCAUUUUCCUCAAUUUCUCAAAAUUCCCAUCUGCAUGUUAUCAAUUUCAACACUUUGAACCCCAAUUCUGUUUCACCUCCAAAAACGCUCAAACUUUUCUGUCCAUAGCUUCAUAAUUUCCAUCUGGGUCUGAUCAGUUUGCUCUAAAGACUCAAACUUUCGUGUCUCGUGGCUCAAUUCUUCAAAAUCUCUAUCUGGGUCUGUUUAUCUGAUCAGUUUACACAGUCACAUCGUUUGAAUUUCCAUUCUUGACAUUCAAAGUUUCGGUUUUGAGCUCAUAAUUACGAUGCACGCCAAGUCCGAUUCCGACGUCACGAGCUUAGCGCCGUCGUCGCCGCGAUCGCCGAAGCGGCCAGUGUACUAUGUCCAAAGCCCAUCUAGAGACUCCAACGAUGGCGACAAAUCCUCCACCAUGCACGCCACUCCGGCCUUCAACAGCCCAAUGGAAAGCCCCUCUCACCCUUCCUACGGCCGCCAUUCCCGGGCCUCCUCCGCCAGCCGCGUCUCCGGCAACUUUAAAGGGAGCCGGAAACGCGGCCAUGAUAAAGGCUGGCCGGAAUGCAAAGUGAUUGAGGAAGAAGGGGACUAUGAUGGGCUCUAUGGGGAGAAGGGCCUUUCUAGAAGGUGUCAGAUUUUGAUGGCUUUGUUUGGCUUCAUUGUCAUCUUUUCCAUUUUCUGCUUGAUUCUUUGGGGUGCUGGUAGACCUUACAAAGCUCGGGUGUCUGUUAAGAGCUUAGCUGUGCAUAAUUUUUAUUUUGGGGAAGGAUCGGACAUGACUGGUGUACCUACAAAGAUGGUGACAAUGAAUUGUUCAGUGAGGAUGAGUGUGUACAACCCAGCUACGUUUUUUGGUAUUCAUGUCAGCUCCGAUGCAGUUAACCUUAUGUAUUCAGAAAUUACAGUUGCAACCGGUCAGUUGAAGAAAUACUAUCAACCAAGAAAGAGUAACCGGAUUGUGCUAGUGAACCUCCAAGGAGUGAAGGUACCUUUAUAUGGGGCUGGAGCAAGCUUAGCAGUCGACGAUACCAAUGGAGGAGUUCCAAUGACACUCGUGUUUGAUGUUCGGUCACGAGGGAAUGUUGUGGGAAAGCUGGUGAGAACAAAGCACUGGAGGCACGUAAAUUGCUCCUUGGUUGUUGACUCUCAUAAGACCAAACCCAUCACUUUAAAAGCAAGUUCAUGCGCAUACUAGUGAGCACUGCCCAGCAGAUUCCUCUUACCUUGUUGUGCAAUGCCUUCACUUGUGAUACUGAAUCAUAUUGUGUGCCGUCUGCUUGGCAUGGAGCAGUUUUCAUUCUUAUCUUGUAAUACAACAUUGCAGACCUCGCGAAUUGAAUAGUUAAAUAUAGUUAUAUUUCUUUC